Molecule: messenger RNA, 1756 nt
Organism: Helicoverpa armigera (cotton bollworm)
Lineage: Eukaryota; Metazoa; Arthropoda; Insecta; Lepidoptera; Noctuidae
Product: dual specificity protein phosphatase 22
Exons: 9
Coding region: 476-1483 (335 amino acids)
Biological process (GO): signal transduction; protein dephosphorylation
Cellular component (GO): cytosol
Molecular function (GO): protein tyrosine phosphatase activity; protein tyrosine/serine/threonine phosphatase activity
Source: RefSeq, a predicted model, not a curated record
UAAAGACAUCGACAUAAAGGAAUCGACAAGCGGCCGUCCCUCCGGGCUCCGGGCCGUGCAGACGCAGUGUCGCCGCCGGAGCGACGUGACGGCAGUGGCGCGCCGCGAUCCGACCUCGCCGCACGUCCGCAGCCACGCGACACACACAAACACGAUCGAUAACACAAAACCGCGACAAAACACCUCCAAACCACCACCGGCUAACAAACCACACAAAUCUCAACCAUCCCGAUUAUCAUGUUACAGUCUUUAUGUAACUGAUUGUAGAUGGCAACAUCGAUAGCGCGUGGCGCACCGGCGUCAACAAUGUAGUCAUAGUGACGCGAUCGUGUUGACAAUUUGACAGAACAUGACGCUAAAAUACCGUUGAUUUUUAAAUAAACAUGUUUAUAAAACGUUAUGUGUUGGUUGUUAUGUAUUGUUAAGAUGACGACAAUAAUUUUGUUGGUUUGAAUAGUUGGUAUACUACACGAAAAUGGGAAAUGGAAUGAACAAGGUGCUGCCCGGUCUUUACGUGGGCAACUACCGGGACUCGAAAGACACGGUGCAGCUGGAGAAGUACAAGAUCACCCACAUUCUGUCCAUACACGACGCCGCCAGGAGAUUGCACUCAGAUAAACACUACCUCUGUAUAAUGGCGUCGGACUCUCCAGAUCAGAACUUGACGCAGUACUUCAGUUUAUGCAACGACUUCAUACACGCAGCGAGGCUGAGGGAUGGCAACGUCCUUAUACACUGUCUAGCAGGGAUGUCACGCAGCGUGACAGUAGCCGUGGCGUACAUAAUGUCGGUGACUCCGCUGACAUGGCGCGAAGCUCUGAAGGUGGUGCGAGCCGGCAGGGCAGUCGCCAACCCCAACCUGGGCUUCCAGAGGCAGCUGCAGGACUUCGAGACUUAUAAACUCGUUGAGGAAAGAAGACGAUUGAAGGAGCGCUACCCGUCCUUAGCCUUAGCUGACAGGGACCUGUCAGAAUGCCGCGUCAUGCUGGACUCCUACCAGACGAUGCUCAACCAACGCACCAUCUGCGAAGGGAAAUGCGCCAUGGGUCGACAGUGUCCCACUGGGGUAUGCAGAACAGGGUCGAAGCGACAGCCGCGACCGCGGAAGCCGUCAGUUGCCGCGGGCUCCGGGGAAAGCCCAGGGCUGAAGAGGUCCCCGUCUACCUUAUCCACCACGUCCUCUAUGUCAGGAUACCGCCCAAGGUCUUCGCCGGCCGGACUUUAUAGUUAUACUGGAGCUCCGUCCCGUCCGACUCGCUCAACCUCAGGUCUAAGCGUGACGCGCGUGACGGACCCAGUGGGCGGCGGGACUGCCAUGGCGGUGGGCGGCACGGAGUACUCUCGGAGACGCGCCGCCUCUGCGCCUGCGACGCCGGCGCUCUCGCCCGCCUCCUCGCCGCCCGGAUCGCCGCAUCGAGCACCGCACAGGCACAGCUGCGCUUGGGUGAUACCCUCGGUGCAGUGGGACCCCGAUUCGAUGUGACGUCAUCAAGGGCUACGAAUCAAGAGCUUUUAAUCAUUCGCGUCGCACCCCCGCCAUGUCGCAAGAUCACGUCCUCUGCAGCGGUGUUCGUAGCAGGAGCCUCGCUCAGCCGGUCGCCGCAGCCGGCAGCCCCUCACCCCCCCGACGUCUAGCUCGUAACGCGCAAACUCGCGGGCCUGUGUCGCUGCUCGCUCAUAUCGUCUCCAGGACAGACAUGACUGGUUAAUGCUACCUAGAUUGCUUAGGUCGGAGUGUAUUUGUAGUUGGGAUUUU